This is a messenger RNA of Chenopodium quinoa (quinoa), 2820 nucleotides long. Its product is annotated as HIPL1 protein. The record is from RefSeq and is a predicted model, not a curated record. The transcript is spliced from 7 exons. NCBI's taxonomy places the organism in Eukaryota, Viridiplantae, Streptophyta, Magnoliopsida, Caryophyllales, Amaranthaceae. Bases 345 to 2453 code for a protein of 702 amino acids.
AAUAGCUGGUAUUAAAUAUGAAUUUCUUGUAGGAGCUGAAUUGAAUUGUAGACGAGAGUGAAAUUUAAUAUAUUUAUAUUAAUCAUAUACACCAAUCAUAGAAGAUGAUGACUUAAGAUUAGAGGUUGUAUGAUCUGAGCAAAUUAAAAUUAUUGAAAACCUAUACAAUUUUAUUCUGUAUAAAUCAUCUUAAAUUAACUGUAUCUUUUUAGUUUCUUCACCAAUCAUGAAUCAUGGGGGUUUCAUUUUCUAGUAGAAUCUUCAAGAGUUGAUAGAAAGAAGGCAGUGUCUGUUAGUAUCUUAGAUUGUAGAGAAUUGACGUUAUUUGCGUGUUCUUUCUAAAAAUGGGUGUUCCAUUUACUACUAUCAGCUUCUAUCUUUUUAGUGUGCUAUUUCUUGCUGAUAAUUUGUCAUCUCAUCCUCUUUGCAUUGACUCGAGCUAUCCUAUAACUUUGAAGAACCCUUUAAAAUUUUGCCCUUACAAUGGGAGUUCAUGCUGUGAUUCCACACAGGAUGUGCAACUGCAGAAGCAAUUUCAGUCCAUGAAUGUAUCUGAUCCUGCCUGUGCCUUUAUUGUGAAAUCUAUCCUUUGUGCUAGAUGUGAUCAAUUUUCAGCGGAGUUGUUCAGAGUUAAUAGUGUGCCUCGUUCAGUUCCUAUUCUGUGCAACUCUACUUUGUCACCAACAUCACCACAGUCCAGUCAAGCAGUGAGCAACUUUUGCUCAAAAGUAUGGGAUACAUGUAUGAAUGUGUCAGUAUUGAAUUCACCAUUUGCACACUCGUUACUACGUCAGGGCGGAUCAUCAGUAAAUUCCAGUAUUACCAAGAUCACAGAAAUGUGGCGGUCAAAAACUGAUUUCUGCAAUGCCAUGGGUGAAGCUUCAAGUGAUGGAUCAUUAUGCUUUGGUGGAGAACCUGUUUCUUUUAAUAAUACUGCAGAGCCCCCAAGUAGCCCAUCUGGUUUGUGCCUUGAGAAAAUUGGAAAUGAAUCUUACCUUAGUAUGGUGCCUCAUCCUGAUGGCUCCAACCGAGCUUUCUUCUCCAACCAAAAAGGAAAAAUUUGGCUGGCAACGCUUCCACGAGAAGGUUCAGCUGGAGUAAUCGAGUUUGAUGAAUCAAGCCCCUUUCUGGAUUUAAGUGAUAUAUUACAUUUUGAUGCUGAGUUUGGAUUGAUGAGCAUAGCUACUCAUCCAAGGUUCACUGAGAAUAGUCGUUUCUUUGCUUCAUUCAAUUGUGAUAAGACAUUGGGGCCUGGAUGUGAAGGGCGUUGUGCAUGUAAUUCUGAUGUAAACUGCGAUCCCUCAAAGCUACCACCUGAUAAUGGUGCGCAACCUUGCCAAUAUCAAAGUGUCAUCGCUGAGUUUUCUGUCGGUGGUACCAAUAUCCAGCCAUCAAUGGCAAGCUCUGUUAGCCCGGCAGAAGUCAGAAGAAUAUUCACCAUGGGCUUGCCAUUUACAUCUCAUCAUGGUGGACAAAUUCUUUUUGGUCCAGAUGGGCAUUUGUACUUCAUGAUGGGAGAUGGAGGAGAAAGUGGUGAUCCCUAUAAUUUUUCUCAGAACAAGAAAUCGUUGCUUGGUAAAAUCAUGAGGUUUGAUGUCAACAACUCCCCAAGUGCUGCAGAAAUGAGUAUAGAGGGUUUAUGGGGAAACUACACUAUUCCGAAAGACAACCCAUAUGUCAACGAUAGUCAGUCGCAACCUGAAAUAUGGGCGUCUGGAUUAAGGAAUCCUUGGCGAUGCAGCUUUGAUGCUGAAAGGCCUUCAUACUUUAUGUGCGCUGAUGUUGGACAGGACAAGUUUGAAGAAGUGAACAUAAUCACAAAGGGUGGAAACUAUGGUUGGCGAGUUUAUGAAGGCCCCUACAGUUAUACUCCUCUAACAUCACCCGGAGGAAAUACGUCUUUGAACUCUAUAAACCCUAUUUUCCCUGUGAUGGGUUACAACCAUUCCACUGUGAGUUCAAAAGAGGGAUCAGCAUCAAUUACUGGAGGUUAUUUUUAUAGGUCUAAAACUGAUCCUUGUAUGUCUGGCAGGUACUUAUAUGCUGAUUUAUAUGGAGAUGCUAUGUGGGAAGGCUCUGAAUAUCCCAAAAACAGUGGGAACUUCACCUCUAGAUUACUUUCCUAUAGCUGUGCUGCAGACUCUCCUAUAAAGUGUAGCUCUGUCCCAGGAAGUUCAACACCGGCCCUGGGUUACAUUUUCUCAUUCGGGGAAGACCUGAAUAAAGAUGUUUAUGUCCUGACUAGCAGUGGUGUUUACCGAGUUGUUCGUCCAAGUCGUUGUAAGUAUGCCUGCUCCGAAGAAAACACCACAGAUGUUGCUGCCCUUUCACCUGCUCCAUCGCCGUCUCCUUCACACUCACAAGCCACCCAGUUGAGCAAACACCUAUGCAUGAGUUUAAUGAUUUAUUUGUCCUCCUUGGUCCUUUUUAUGAUGAAUUGCCUAGAUAUGUGAACAGUUUGUACAUAAAUUUUAUUUUUCCAAAUUGGAAAGAUUAUUAUAAUUAGUAGAAGAAAUUAAGUCCUUUUAUUUUUUAUUUUAUUUUUUAUUUUUAUUUUUUAUGGAAGAAAUUAAGUUGAUUUUAUCAAUCCAAUUGCAUUUUUUUUUUGUUUAUUUUACCAAUCUAGCAUAGCACUCUUCCUCAUUUGUUUCUCAUUUCAUGUCAUCAUCAACUUAUAAUAAUAAUAAAAAAAAAAGUAUCCAUACAAGAUUCGAACAUGUAACCUUCAAUAAAAACACGACUACGGAAGUAGUGAACCAACGCAUAGCUCAAGCCCAAAUACUAGUUUUCAUCGUCAAAACUUAGAAAUCUUCCCUUAUA